AUGAUCCAUUAUUCUUUCUCUAAAGAGAGUUUUAAAAUAAGUGACGAUGUGACGAGGAGCAGUAUCCACUAUUCAAAUUAUGAAUUUUCGUUGAUGAAGGAAUUUUCAAAGUUGCAUGAUCCGGCCAUCUUCAAGCAGAAAGCUCUAUCCGAAAGAUGCAGAGUAUUCUUUGAUUAUUUUGACAAGAAGGAUCCAGAGUGGAAACUUCGUACUUUUGAUGAUGCAACGUUUGAUAAAAACAUUGUACAUAAGGGUCUGUAUUUCAAAGAAGAAUUAGGCAAGUUAUACAAAAAUAAGAAGGAUGCAGCUAACCCACGACCAAAUGUUGUUACACGGAAGGAAAAUGCUACUAUUAAUAAUAUGUUCCUUAAGAGGUUAGAGGAAACCAAGAAAACUGAAAAUUUGAUGGCAGAUUCCACAACAUUAAUGCGGAUUUACGGUCAGUGUUUCAUAAAUGACACCAACGUUGACCAACAAGGGACGUUACAAGAAACUUUUAAUAAAUAUUCAAGAAAAAUGUUUCCAUUUUUCACUAAUAAAUUACCAGUAUUUGAAGGAUUGAAUGAUAGAAUAAUAGAAAAUGGCUUUCCGAACUUACAGAAUGGAUACGAUGAUAAUAAGCAUGAAUUUGAUGGUAAAAAUGUAAUAGAUUUUAUUAAGAAAUCGAGUAACGGGAAAGGAAUCGUCAUAUCUGCUUCUUCUUCGCACGUCAAGGAUUUAGUGAAAUUGAUUCAUUUAUUAAGAGCAAUGAAUAAUGAAUUUCCAAUUCAAAUCGUCUACAAAGGUGAUUUAAAUAAUCGAGCUAAAUCAAAUAUUAUUCAUGCUGCAACAGACGAAAUUCAAGACAUAAUUGACCCAAAGAAUAAAGCUAGUAAAAGUCCAAAUUCAAUUGAAGCUCUGAUAUUAAAUAAUGUUGAAAAGUAUGCAUCUAAGUUCCCCAAGCAAGAUAUAUGGUUUGUCAAUAUCAAAGAGACGAUUAAGAGAAACUACAAAUAUUCUUUUCCUGGAUAUGCAAAUAAGAUUUUGGCAUUAUUAUUUACAUCAUUUAAGGAAGUUGUUUUGAUGGAUGCCGAUACAAUUCCAUUAAUUUCGCUUCAAGAGUUUUUCGAAAUGCCCCAAUACAAAGACACAUCAACAAUGUUUUUCAGGGACAGAACUAUAAGAGAUAUAAAUGAUUAUCUCGAAACUAACUAUUUUACAAAAUUAUGUCCAACUAGUACAAAUUCAAUUGAUUCUUUAUUUGGUAUUAAUGCUAUAACAAAUCAUACUUUACUGAAUCCAUAUAUGACUGGAUAUAGACAUUACCAAGAGGCAGGGGUUGUAUUGAUUGAUAAAUCUAAACAUUUUCUAGGAAUACUAAUGAUGUUUCCGUUGUCAGUUUGGAAGGAACCAGUCAAAUCAUCUAUUUGGGGAGAAAAGGAAAUGUAUUGGCUAGGUAUGUCAAUAGCGGGUGAUGAAAAUUAUCGAUUCAAUGAGUACUCUGCUGCGAGUAUAGGAGAAAUUAUCACAAAUCCAAAACACAAACAUUAUCCGAAUUCUGAUGCAAAUGAAAUUUGUUCUAGCCACCCUGGCCAUGUAGACAAAGAUGGAAAGUUGUUAUGGAUAAAUUCAGGCUUUAAGUAUUGUAAGAAAAAUGCACAUUUUAGAGAUCGUAAUAAAUUUCCGUUCGAGACCUAUGCGGUUGAAGAAUUGGCCAAUUUAUAUGAUUCACCAUUGAAAAUAAAACAUGGCAUAGUACCACCUGACUUACCUGUAUUAAGACAACCAGGAAGUCCCAUUGAUUUGACAAAUGAAAAUUUGAUCAAGAACUACUGGAAAGGACAAACUAAAGAUAUGGACGAACUCAAUGAAGAAGAAUCAAACAAGAUUAAACAAAAAGAGAAAGGAAAUCCACAGAAGGGAUGGAAUAAAAACUCAAUUUGUUCUAGUUAUCAAUACUGUGCAUAUAGCAUAAUUGAUAGCUAUCCUCACAAUGAUGGCCUGGUAGAGAAGGGCCAUGUAUUUAAGUUUGACGAAGAUUUGAUUUCGAAGUACGAUUACUUAGGAAAAAUUUGGGUUAAUGGAAGAACAAAGUCUCUGGUUUAA
Debaryomyces fabryi is the source of this 2085-nucleotide messenger RNA. It is a transcript of the gene MNN15, whose product is annotated as putative alpha-1,3-mannosyltransferase. The record is from RefSeq and is a predicted model, not a curated record. The coding region runs from base 1 to 2085 and encodes 694 amino acids. The transcript has a single exon. NCBI's taxonomy places the organism in Eukaryota, Fungi, Ascomycota, Pichiomycetes, Serinales, Debaryomycetaceae. Gene Ontology annotation, molecular function: alpha-1,3-mannosyltransferase activity. Gene Ontology annotation, cellular component: Golgi apparatus. Gene Ontology annotation, biological process: protein O-linked glycosylation.